UCUUAAAGUUAUCCGAUUGGAUAAACUGGCUUUUAGAGAAGAAGUUGUUUUAACUAAAUUUAAUUUUCAUAUUUCUACGCAACCCGUUUGCUCGCCUUGCGGACCAAUGGGGGUCCGCGGACCACGGUUUGAAAACCACUGUAGACCUUCUUGUUAUUGUCAAGCACUUUGCUAGCACAAGGUGUGACAUUGUUAGAUAAGUUUUCUUUCAAUGUAAUUCUCCAAACUAUUACCACAAUUCACGAAUGACUCGAGUUUGUAAUUGUGUGGUGUCAUUUUGGAUAACUUAUUAACUCGUAUUUCGGAUUGAAAUCAUUUUUGUAAAAGUAAUAACUCUCAUGAUUGGAAAUCCGCUGUAAUGGCUUUAAGUUGCAUAAGGCAUACAUCAAGGCGAGUGAAGAAUAAAUGUCUUUGCGAAGACUACGCUAUACCAUUAGGUGACUCCAGUGGAAGAUAAACAACUGAUGUAGGCACCAGCUUUAGAACUAAUAAUGACGUCAUCGUUUGUCUUAUACUCUCGAAGCAUUUGGAAAUGUACAGAGAACAACUGUGCUCCUUGUCGCUCUCAUCAUUACUGUGUAUAUUUCAACGCACCAGAGUGUGUUUCGUCAUCAAAACGUGUGUCCUUAUAUUUGCAGUAGUUCUGGUCUCAAUGUUCAUCCGUCCACUCAGGAAUACUCUCCUGCAUCCGGUCUGGCCGAAACCAUGGACGCACGUUACGACCAUUGAUCUUCUGAUGAUGGAAACAAGGACGAAAGGUCCGGAAAAUGUCGUAGACCUGCCGCAGUGUCCCACCGUCGUGACGCCAACUGUAACUGAAAAGGAUCCACGCUUAGACGCCAUUUUGAUCUACGAUAAAGUCAGUGAGACGAGACUCAAAUCUGAAGACCACAAACACUUUCUGCCGGUGAUGAAUGGAAAAGAGAAGCGCAGUUUCAUACAAAUGUUUUUCGUUUUGGCGGAAAGUCUCCAGGGAGCAGGAGUGAAAUUUUUCCUCGAGUCCGGCUCCUUGCUGGGCUCUCAGAGACAUCAUGGACUCAUACCUUGGGACGAUGACAUUGACAUAGCGAUCCACGUCAAUGAUUGGUUGACUGUACGUGGAGCGCUCUCUUGCAUCGAAGGAUACGUUUUGAAAGUUGAUCCCAUCAUGCAUUGGAAAUUUUACGGAAACGCUUCCCGGUAUCCGUUUAUCGACAUUUUUUUCUACACAGGCAACGACGAAUACAUAUGGGCCAUAACCGACUAUACGAGACGAAAUUUAGUAGCCAAAAAAUCUGAAGUAUUCCCCCUUAGUUACGAACUAUUUGAAGGUAUUGAAAUGCCCGUACCAAAAAUGGCAGAAUUUAUAGCUAGAAAUUUUUUUGAAUUUGACUAUUGUGUAUCUAGAAGUUCAAAUCAUAAAACCGGUGAACCUCUUGAUGAAAUAACUUUACUUUGCUCUUCAUUGUCAUAUAUGUAUAACAUGUUUCAUCUAGACAAAUGAUGUUUGUUCUAAAAUUCUUUAAUAUAGUUCUAUAUGUUUGUGUUCUUAUAUUAAUAUAACCAAAUAAUGUUAGGCUUUUUUUAAGAGAGCGCGAAGGCCUAUAUUAUUUUCUUACCUUUUUUAAUAGUUAAACAAAUUAUUAUAAUAAGUAAUUAUAACAUUGGAUCUAACAAUGAGACAUAUUAUUACUCAGCUCACUAAGCUGUAGACCUACAAAUAAUAAAUAAUUGAUUGCUAAUGUAACACUUUAAGCUAUUUAAUUUAAUUUUAUAAAAGUAGCAUGCAGCAUAUAGUCUACAGAUUAGCAAUGAUUACGAUAAAAGGACUAUGGUGGGAAGCGUGGUCUUGAACUUGGCUUGGCUUGGCUACCUAGAAGGGGGCUCGAGGUUCGACACCCGACUCGGGCAGAGUUGUGUUUACUGAGCGCCCAAAGGCAGCACGGAAAACCAACUCCUAGAUACCCCCUCCACUCCCCUCCCCACCGGUCCACAAAUGAGAUUGGACCAAAAGCACUCUGAGCAUGCUAUAAGCAUGAAAGUAGCGCUAUAUAAAAGCUAUAAUAAUAAUAAUAAUAAUAAUAAUAUGCUUAAUAAUCUCAAAUGAUUAUUUUUUUUAUUGUAAUGAUUAUUUCUCGUAAAUAUCGGCAUUGGGUGCAGCAGAACGGACGGGAAGGGGGGGGGGUAUGUACUGUAUGUCGCCACCUUUGCUUUUCUGUCUUUACAGAAGAAACAGCGAUACAAUGAUCACAAAGUGUAAAAGUUGAGUCUAUAUUGGAAUGACAUUUAUAUGAGCGUGUAAUAGAGUACGUAUUAUAUAUAAUAUAUGGUGGCAACUAUGCACAUAAGUAGUCUGUGAAUGAUGACAUGUGCUUGUGUUGUUUUUUGUUGUUGUUGUUGUUGUAUAAAUUUACAGUUAAGAUUGACGAACGUAGUUGACAACGAAAAUUAAAUUGAAAAGUGUUGAAAAGUGGUGUUGAAAAGU
Molecule: messenger RNA, 2464 nt
Organism: Biomphalaria glabrata
Lineage: Eukaryota; Metazoa; Mollusca; Gastropoda; Planorbidae
Exons: 2
Coding region: 533-1483 (316 amino acids)
Source: RefSeq, a predicted model, not a curated record